AUGACCAAAUCAGCGACAGAGCUGAUUGCUCUUGCUGUUCUUUCAACAUUACUAGUUUUCAUGCCUGAUCAAACUGAAGCUGGUUACUGUCGUCAACUUUGCUUGAAACAUGGUUAUCUACAUGGAAUUCAAAUAUAUGCACGCUGUCUUUGUUGUCACAAAAUGGAACGUGAUAAACGAAACUCAACGUCAACAGCAGCAGCAGCAGCAGUAGAAGUUUGGAACGCACAUACUGGCCAUCGUAAGAAUUCAGUCUAA
Molecule: messenger RNA, 258 nt
Organism: Rotaria socialis
Lineage: Eukaryota; Metazoa; Rotifera; Eurotatoria; Philodinida; Philodinidae
Source: the annotation of a GenBank genome assembly